AUGGCUGCUUCCCAGUCCAUCCGCCUGGCCCACGGCCCCCACUCCUGCUCCGGCCGCCUCGAGCUCUUCCAUCAGCAGCAAUGGGGCACAGUGUGUGGGGAGCACUGGGAUCUCCGGGAUGCGGCUGUGGUGUGCCGGGAGCUGGGAUGUGGUCCGGCUCGAUCCGCAUCCGGAUCCGCACGCUUCGGGAUGGGAUCCGGACCCAUAUGGAUGCAUGGGGUCAACUGCAGUGGGACGGAGCUGGACCUGGCUUCAUGUCCCAGUGCGGGCUGGGGGGAGAGCACCUGCAGCCAUGGGGAGGAUGCUGGGGUGGAAUGUGAAGGUAAUGCCCCCUCCCCGCCGCGCUCCGUGCGCCUCACCAACGGCACCACGGUGUGCCACGGCCGUGUGGAGGUUCUGCACUCCGGGCGCUGGGGCACAGUGUGUGAUGAUGGUUGGGACCUGCCUGCAGCCUCGGUGGUGUGCCGGCAGCUGGGCUGCGGUGAGGCCGUGGCCGCGCCGGGCUCGGCACGCUUCGGUCACGGCACAGACCCCAUCUGGCUCGAUGACGUCCGGUGCCGUGGCACCGAGAGCUCCAUCAACCAGUGCCAGCACCUGCCGUGGGGGGAGCACAACUGUGGGCAUGGAGAGGAUGCUGGUGUGGUCUGUACAGGUAUGGGGGUGCUGGUGUGGUGUGUACAGGUGCGGGUGCAGGAUGGUGCUGGGCGCUGCUCGGGCCGCUUGCAGGUGCUGUACAACGGGAGCUGGCUGGGGGUGUGCGGCAGCGGCUGGAGCCUGCUGGAGGCCAGCGUGGUCUGCAGGCAGCUGGGCUGCGGGGAGGCGCAGGCAGCACCCAUGGGUCCUAACCCAUCCCUGCCCCCAGCCCCAUCCCCCGUGAGCCCAUCGGGAUCCCUGCGCCUGUCCGGAGGCCCCGGGCGCUGUGUGGGGCGGGUGGAGGUCCUGCACAACGGCACGUGGGGCACGGUGUGCGACGACGGAUGGGGUUACCGCGAGGGCCGCGUGGUGUGCCGCGAGCUGGGCUGCGGCGCCCUGCUGGCCGUGGCACCGGGAGCGCGCUACGGGCAGGGCCAGGGCCGCAUCUGGUUGGAUGAGGUCAACUGCACCGGGGAGGAGUUGGCGCUGGUGGAGUGUGGGGCUAAGCCGUGGGGAGAGCACAACUGUAACCACGUUGAGGAUGCUGGAGUCGAGUGCUCGGACUCCGUUGUGGCCUCACUGGGCCCCCUGCAGCUGGUGAAUGGUCUGGACCGGUGCUCCGGGCGGGUGGAGGUUCUGCAUGAGCACAUGUGGGGCACAGUGUGUGAUGACGGAUGGGACCUGCCGGACGCGGCUGUGGUGUGCCGGCAGCUGGGAUGUGGGGCGGCGCUGGCGGCUGCACAUGGGGCUCACUUCGGAAGGGGCCACGAUCCCAUCUGGUUGGAUGAGGUCAACUGCACCGGAGGCGAGGCCGCGAUCACUGAGUGCCAGGCCAGUGCAUGGGGCAACACCAACUGCUUCCAUGGGGAGGAUGCUGGCGUGGUGUGUGCAGGUUCAGCUCUGGCAGCUCUCAUGGAGUUGCGCUUGGCCAACGGCUCCACUCGCUGCGAUGGCAGAGCUGAGGUUCCCUAUGGAGGCUCCUGGGUAUCCCUAUGUGAUGAAGAGUGGGGUCUGGCUGAGGCGCGGGUGCUGUGCAGGCAGCUGGGCUGUGGGACGGCGCUGCCGGCACCCGCCAGGUCCCGCUCCGGCGCCAGAGCCGGAUCCCCAUGGCCCAACCGCGUCAGCUGCAUGGGCACCGAGAGCAACCUGACCCUGUGCCAGGUGCAGCCCAGGGGCAAUGGGUCCUGCCCCCAUGGCAGGGAGGCCAUGGUGGUGUGCUCAGGUAACUCAGUCGGUGACCAGAUCCGCCUGGUGAACUUCGGCAGCCGCUGUGCCGGCCGGGUGGAGAUCUACCAUAGCCAGCAAUGGGGCACAGUGUGCGACGACAACUGGGACCUGGUGGAUGCCGGUGUGGUGUGCCGGCAGCUGGACUGCGGCCGAGCCCUGUCGGCACCGGGGAGAGGCCAGUUCGGCCGCGGUGAUGGUGUCAUCUGGUUGGAUGAGACCAACUGCACCGGCACCGAGAGCGCCUUGUCCUCGUGCCCGGCGCGGCCGUGGGGCACCGGCAACUGCUACCAUGGAGAGGAUGCUGGUGUGGUGUGUUCAGAUUCCCUGAUCCCGGAGCCCCUUCCCAUCCGCUUGGCCAACUCCUCCCAGCCCUGCACCGGCAGGGUGGAGGUGCUCCAUAGGGAACAGUGGGGAGCCGUGUGCCGGCAGGGCUGGGACCAGCGGGAUGCCGACAUCGCGUGCCGGGAGCUGGGAUGUGGGACGGCGCUGCCGGCAUCCGAGGGAGCCGACUUCGGCUCCGGGACCCUGCCGGUGAGCAUGGAGAACGUGGAGUGCCAGGGAACGGAGCGGAGCCUCCGGGAAUGCCCUGCGGGACAUGGGAGGUGUGAGCAUGGGAAGAGAGCUGGUGUCGUCUGCUCCGGCUCCAUGUUCUCCAUCUUCGCUCCCGUCCGGCUGGUGAACGGCUCCGGCCGCUGCUCCGGCAGGGUCGAGGUUCUCCAUGAUGGCCAAUGGGGGACAGUGUGUGACGACGGUUGGGACCUGCUGGACGCCAAGGUCCUGUGCCGGCAGCUGGGCUGCGGCACCGCGGUGCUGGCUCCACACCGUGCUCACUACGGCCCCGGCUCUGGCCCCAUAUGGUUGGAUGCUGUUGGCUGCACCGGCACCGAGGCGGCUCUGUCCGAGUGCAGCUCCAAGGCCUUGGGCACCCAUGGGUGCGAGCAUGGGGAGGACGCUGGAGUCAUCUGCUCGGGAUCGGGAAUCGCGGACAUGGGAAGCCUGCGCCUCGUGAACAGCUCCGAUCCCUGCUCCGGAAGGCUGGAAGUGUUCCAUGAGCAUCGCUGGGGUGGGAUCUGCUCCGAUGGCUGGGACCUGGCUGAAGCACAUGUGGUUUGCCAGCAGCUGGGCUGUGGGAUGGCACAUGCGGCUCUGGGAUCCCCUGGAUUCGGGAUAGGAGACGGCUUCCUGUGGGUGGAUGCUGUGGAAUGCUCCGGGAAUGAGGGAGCCCUCUUGGAAUGCCGCCUGAAGCUGUGGGGGGAGCAGAGCUGCAGCUCCAAGGCUCAUGCUGCUGUUGUGUGCUCCUCAUCCCAAGGUCACUCGGGAUCCGUGCGCCUGGUGAACGGUCCCCACCGCUGUGCCGGGAGGGUGGAAGUGUUCCAUAGGCACCAAUGGGGCACAGUGUGUGACGACGGCUGGGACCUGCAGGAUGCGGCCGUGGUGUGCCGGCAGCUGGGAUGUGGUACAGCCCUAUCCGCACCGGGGCUGUCCGGCUUCGGACAAGGCUCCGGCCCCAUAUGGUUGGAUGGGGUGAGGUGUGCCGGGACUGAAGGCAGCAUCGCAGAGUGCCCGGGGAAGCCAUGGGGACAGCACACCUGUAACCAUGUGGAGGAUGCCAGUGUCGUGUGUGCAGGCUCCGGCAUCGCCAGCAGCCCCCGGCUGCGCCUGGUGGGGGGGUUGAGUGCCUGCUCCGGCCGGGUCGAGGUGUUCUAUGCCAACAAGUGGGGCACCAUCUGCGACGACAACUGGGACCUGCAGGAUGCGGCCGUGGUGUGCAGGGUGCUGGGCUGCGGUGCUGCUGCCCUGGCCCCCGGAUCCGCUCGCUUCGGGUGGGGAACUGGACCCAUAUGGUUGGAUAAUGUGGGAUGUACUGGUCAGGAGACUGACUUCUUCCAGUGCCCGGCCAAGAUGUGGGGUAUCCACAACUGCCACCAUGGGGAGGAUGCUGGGGUGGUGUGUGCAGGUGAGAGGGGCAAUUCCAGCUCCGUCUCCCUGCGCCUGGUGGACGGGCCCCACGGCUGCGCCGGCAGGGUCGAGGUGCUCCAUGAUGGCCAAUGGGGCACCGUGUGUGACGACGGUUGGGACCUGAAGGACGCAGGGGUCGUGUGCCGGCAGCUGGGCUGCGGUGGAGCCGAAGCCGCUCCGCUCCAGGCUCACUUCCAGCCAGGCACCGGCAGGAUCUGGUUGGAUGAUGUUGGAUGCACCGGCACCGAACAGGAGCUCGCCCAGUGCCAGGCCAGGCCAUGGGGGCAGAACAACUGCAACCAUGGGGAGGAUGCUGGGGUGGUGUGUGCAGAUGCCAAUGCCCAGGCUCCGGUGCGGAUCCGGUUGUCCGACGGCCCCCACGGCUGUGCCGGGCGGGUGGAGGUGGAACACGAGCAUCAAUGGGGCACAGUGUGUGCCGACGGCUGGGACCUGAGCGAUGCCAAAGUCACCUGCCGGCAGCUGGGCUGCGGUGCGGCCGUGGCGGCACCGGGACCCGCUCGGUUCGGUGCCGGCACCGGCCCCGUGUGGCUGGGGAACGUAGAGUGUGCCGGCACAGAGGGCUCCAUCGGCCAAUGCAGCCAUGGCAGUUGGGGGGUCCACAACUGUGAGCACAGGGAGGAUGCUGCGGUGGUGUGUGCUGGCCCCAACCCGCUGCAGGUGCGGGUGCAGGAUGGUGCUGGGCGCUGCUCGGGCCGCUUGCAGGUGCUGUACAACGGGAGCUGGCUGGGGGUGUGCGGCAGCGGCUGGAGCCUGCUGGAGGCCAGCGUGGUCUGCAGGCAGCUGGGCUGCGGGGAGGCGCAGGCAGCACCCAUGGGUGCCCCCCUGCCCCCUGCCCCACUGCUGCUGGAGGGGCUGAGCUGCCGCGGCACCGAGAUGCUGCUCCUGGAGUGCCAACAGCGGCACACGGCACCGGGACCCUGCCCGCAGGGCUCCGUGGCCAGCGUGGUGUGUGCCCAGCCGCAGGGAAUGGCCUCAUCCUGCUCGGCGCUGAUCGCGGUGCUGGCCCUGGUGAUGCUGCUCAGUGGGGUCCUGCUCUGGCUCCUCCUCAAGAGAAGAUGCAUUGCAGCAGCCCAGGCUGGAGCCCAGCAGCGCCUGAGGGACCUGGAUGCUCCUUCCUCUUCCUCCCCAUCCAUGGGCUCCAUCUACCUGCCCAGCACAGCACAAGGACCCGAGGACACGGAGAUGAUGCAGCUCAUGGAGGAAGAUGCUGCCCAAUGA
This is a messenger RNA of Melopsittacus undulatus (budgerigar), 5058 nucleotides long. RefSeq names its product deleted in malignant brain tumors 1 protein-like. Bases 1 to 5058 code for a protein of 1685 amino acids. The record is from RefSeq and is a predicted model, not a curated record. Gene Ontology annotation, cellular component: membrane. Lineage: Eukaryota; Metazoa; Chordata; Aves; Psittaciformes; Psittaculidae. The transcript is spliced from 18 exons.